Messenger RNA from Paramormyrops kingsleyae, 4436 nucleotides. It is a transcript of the gene spats2, whose product is annotated as spermatogenesis associated serine rich 2. Gene Ontology annotation, molecular function: protein binding. NCBI's taxonomy places the organism in Eukaryota, Metazoa, Chordata, Actinopteri, Osteoglossiformes, Mormyridae. Gene Ontology annotation, cellular component: cytoplasm. The record is from RefSeq and is a predicted model, not a curated record.
CGCAGCGGUGUCCCUUCGCAUAAGUCCCCGGCGACGGCGUGAAAGGCUCACCUGGAGGUUUAAGUAGCCCUGUGCCGUGGUCUGUGUGUGAACAGCAUUGCUCCCCCACACUUCCUCCUCAGUUCUGCAGAACCGGGCCCCCGCGUACCCGGCUACUGAGCACAAAGAGGACCACCGCCUCCGCCGUGAUGCUAUCCCGCGGGCCAGCUGCUCUCGGUCCCGCUGCGGUCUAGCGCCUCGCUUUCGGUUCGGGGAAAGAGGGAAGCGGACUGUUCCAAGCGUGUGAUCGUGGACGGUGAGCUUGCAUCCAGAAGGGGGGGGGGUGUCCAUGGGCUGAUCUGCCCCAGCUUCCACGUCGUCUUGUCCUCGUGUCUUGUAAUGUGAGCCUUUGCUGGCAUCUGGCGGGAGAGCAAGAGUGAGCGAGUGAGAAACCAAGAGGUGGGGGGAAUCCCCUCUUAUGAGAGGACGAGGAGGCAUCUGCGAAAAGACUGGAGCUCCUAAAUCCACCAGCGUGACUCGCAAGCAUUCAGACUAUAGUUGUCCUGCAUUUCCCCCUCGGAGGUGAAAAGUGCUGCAGAUCAUCAAACAGAGCUCGUUUGGAGAGGCUCUUACUGGGGACCAACAGGCUUUUUUUUUUGUUUUUUUUUUUGCGUCUGGAUUUGCAGUAUGGCCAAGAAGAAUAGCCAAAAGGAUGUCAGCGGUGUGGUGUUCGACACUCACUCGAAGAUGGUGAUGUCCCAGGGAGGCACCUUUGAGAGGAUGAAGGAGAAGAUAAAUGCGGUUAGGGCAGUUGUUCCCAACAAGAGCAACAACGAGAUCGUUCUGGUCUUGCAACACUUUGACAACUGUGUUGACCGUGCCGUCCAAGCCUUCGUGGAAGGUAGUGCAGCUGAUAUUUUGAAGGAGUGGAAUGUAACUGGUAAAAAGAAGCCCAAGAAGAAAAAACCCAAACCCCAACCAGAACCACAGCCAGAACCCGCCCAAGCUGUAGUCACCCCUCCUGCAGAGAGCAAAGAUGAAGUGAAUGGUUUCCAUGCCAAUGGGUCAGUCAUGGAUGGUGACUCUUUGGACUCCCUGAGCGAGCAGUUGGAGUCGGCCUCCCUUGAUGCCACCGAGCUGGACUCGGACACUGCCACACCUGACCUUUUAGAUGCUACAGCUGCUGAUAUGGAUUCUAAACCCGAUACCCUGAGUCUGGGGUUUCAACACACCCACGUGGGGAGAAGUCACCAGGGUCCACGUGGCAGCAAGAACCGUCCUCGUCCCUCCCUCUCCUCCCAGCAGGCAUCUGUCUUCUCCCUGCUUGCUCUCGAUAGCCAGCAUGGGGCAUCUGCCAACAAGAAGAUAGCACCUAACAUCGAUAAGUCCAUGAAAGACUUGCAGCGCUGCACUGCCUCUCUCACUCGCUACCGCGUAGUGGUGAAACAGGAAAUGGACUCUUCCAUCAAGAAGAUGAAGCAGACCUUUGCUGAGCUCCAGAGCUGCCUGAUGGAUCGAGAGGUGGCCCUGUUAGCAGAGAUGGAUAAAGUUAAAGCUGAGGCUACCACUGCAGACAAGGGAAUCCCUCUGCUGAAGUCAUCCAAGGCGGAGUGCAGCAUGGCCAUUCUGGAUGGCCGCCAGAAGAGGGCAGAGGAGCUCCGCCGGUUGACUGACCAGUCAGGCACCAUGUCAGAGGAUCAGUUGACCGAAUUGCGUGCAGACAUCAAGCACUUUGUAAGCGAGCGCAAGUACGAUGAGGACCUAGGGAGGGCCGUGAAGUUUACUUAUGAGAUGGAGCCUCUGAAAAAGAGUAUCAUGAACUUUGGACAAGUGUACCACCCUCAGACUGGUUAUUCCAGUCGCUCCCGCUGUAGUUCUGCCGCUUCCUCAGUUACUGGCACAACUUCCCAGGAGGGGCCAUCCACACCUCAGCCCCAGUCCUCAUCACAUGGGGGUCGUAUCGUCCAGCCUAGUAAACAGAGUAAUCAAGGUCACCGGCGUUCUGGUCAAGGGCUCUCGUCUGGGGGUCAGAAGUUCAACAGUGGUGCUCACCAGGAUAGGAACCCCAAUCGGACAAGCCGACGUAACCCUGAUACCUGUGGAGGAGGUCCAAACUUCAGCAGCACCUCGCCAUCCUCCCCACUGUACACAGUCUCCACAAACGGUUCCUCUUGGCCCACUUCAGUCACCCCCCAACCAGACCAACCAUCUAACAGCCUGCCCCAGAGACCCCCACGGACUCGCUGCCCCUGAGAUCACACCCUGCACGUCAUUUCCACUCAUGCCCCAAAAAUAUCCCCAACUUCCACAAUGAAGGAUAGAACUGAAGUUUACAUCUUUCCAUUUUCUUGAGCUGUAGUGCCACCUAUAGGCAACUUUGUUUGUCCUCUAGUUGGGAAAAACCUUUCCCUGCAUUCUGCCAUAUGAUCUUCCUCUUCUAUUUCCUUUCUGCUGAUGGCUAUACUUCCCAUGCUCUGUCACAUCCACAGACCUACAUUUGGCUGUGCCCCUCUCCCCCCCCAACCCCCUUACUUUAAAAGCAGUGUCUGCAGGAGCCAUUUUAUUUUUUUUUGUAAGCCCCUGGCUCCAUCAGUGACAGAAGACCUCCCCCCCCCCUUCCACUCUAUAGUUGUAUGCAUCUUUAUUUUAGCUUUUGAUUUUAGUUUUCCCUGUAGUUUCAUUUCCGUUCCUCAAUGUUUUUUGCUUUAGUUUGCUUUGCUCUGGUGGACUCUUCAUAGUAAAUCAUAAAGGGGAAGUCAAACUUAUUGCUCCGCCAUUAGUACCACACUACUGGAAGCUCAGGAAUGAAGGAGACGAGCUUUUCUAAACAAUCACCUCUCCUCGCCGUCAAGGCCGUGGGUUAUGAGCUUAAUCUCAGUUCAUGCGUGUCUGCUAGUACUGCUUAUGCAUGAUACAAACAAAGGUGGAGAGUGUUUUGUUUCUAAUGGAGACAGGUACACAUGCUGCAGUUUCACCUGCAGAUGGCUCUACAGCUGUUGCAACCCAAACACAUGCCUGGGUUUAUGUGAAGGCAAAGGCUUUGAUCAUUGUAGAGCAGAGUAGACAACGUGCACACAUCCAUUCAAUAUUUUUUUUUUUCUUUGUCAUCCAAGUGCCGUGCUUAUUCUGUUCUAUAGCAAAAAUCUGUUCCCAGAACCCUUUCUUCCAGUUUGCAUUAUGGCUGUAUGUUGAACAAGCUUCCCACACCUGUCAGUGGUGCCAGGGAAAGGUUUUAAAACAAAUGUGCAUGACAGUAGAAGGAAAGCUGUAGACUGACGCUAUGCUUUUUAGCCUGGUGUCGAGAAACUGUUUGCAGUUAAUGCUACAAGCUGUUGAGUGGUCAGUUUUACAGAAGCCUGCUUUGAAACGUCAUUUGGGCUAGAUAGUAUGUCGUAUGGCUGCAGCAGUGGCAGAUACUGACUUUUGGCUCUGAUAUAGAAGGUAACCAUAUGUACAAAGUAUUGCUAAAAUAUCUGCUCCUAGUUUUGAAGAACAGUUUUGGUUGACCAUGCUGAUUGAUUUUAGCAUCAACCAGUGGCUGCUAAAUCGAACCCAACCAGAGAUGAGGCGCUUCCUUUGGGAGAUGAUGGGAACUGAUGCCCAUGCCCAUCAGAGGAAAGUAGCAUCAAGUUCUUCGACAUGGCAGUGAAACAAUCUUGCUCUCUCCCCCCCCCCCCUGCAACUUGGCUUCAUUCACAUUUCCUACCACUCCUGAUGUCUAUUAUAUCGCCCUCUGUGCAUUGUAGGUAGGUGUUUGUCUCCUCUGCCAGCUGUGCAGCUGUGUUUUCUGUUGGCUCAGCUUUGUAAAUUUCAGAGUUUCGUUUUAAGGUCACCUCAGUCAGAGUUUAUGCUGGGCCUGACAGUCCAUUCACUUUCAUGACUGAAGUAGCCUUUUGGAUCAUCGUUUAAUCUCACUUGGUGCCUCCAUACCUUGCCUACUGUCUAGUUCUUGACCGCAGUUGCUACACCGCGCCCCCCAGGGUUAUUCAAUGUAAAUGUAGUAACCUCCAAAGAAUCAAUGUUAUCUGGUUCUAGUUGCUGCCUUAAUACUGCCUCUUUUUGGUAAAACUUAAUCUUUUUAUGGAGGGUUAUGAUGCUGGACCACCAUUUUGAGUCAUUCUGCUUGUUUAGCCUAGAAUCCACUUUCAAAUUUUUUUCACAAUUGCAUCUAUCUUGAAUGCUCACUUCACCUUGGGACCUCCGCUACAUAUAGGAUCCUCCUCCUUCAGGACCCCCCCCCCAUUGGGACUUACUGCCACAGUGAAUCUGAGACGAUUGUAAACUAAAGUGCCUUCUCUCCUCUUUGUCCCCCUUCCCUUCUUCAUUCUGCUAAACAUGGACCAAAGACUCUAAGAGCCUGAUUCCCCACAUUUUCUCCUCAGCAUAAACACAACUUGGACACUGCAUAGUCGCUGACAUGCCUCUCAUUUACUAUAAUAAAGUGUUAGCAAAUGCAA